AUGCCUGCCCUAUCAAGAACAGGCAUCGUUUUAAUCGACCCUUACAACGACUUCCUUCAUUCAGAUGGGAAACUCACCUCGGCUCUCAAAGACCUUGAUGAGAAAAACACCAUCAGUCACCUGAAAGAGGUAGUUGAAAAUGCACGUCUCCACAGUGUUCCUAUCUACUAUGGUUUUCAUCAGCAGUGGACACCAGACCACUACAACGGAUGGAAGUAUAUGACUCCGAACCAUGUCUUCCAGCAAGAAAGCCCAGACCCAAAGAAUGGUGAUGUGGUUGUGAGCCGCCACUGGUGCAGCGAUUCGUUUUCGAAUACCAACCUAGACUUUCAGUCGCGACAGCGUGAGAUUAAGAGAUUGGUUUUUGUGGGGUUGACUGCCAACACUUGUCUCAAGUCUACUACGCGCCAUGCCUACGACUUGGGCUACCAGAUGACAAUGCUGAAAGACGCUACUGCUUGGUGGUCGAAAGAGCUUACAGAUGUGGCGACGGAGUUUGGCCAUUGUUUGCCCAGGUCAUGA
Molecule: messenger RNA, 522 nt
Organism: Penicillium hordei
Lineage: Eukaryota; Fungi; Ascomycota; Eurotiomycetes; Eurotiales; Aspergillaceae
Product: cysteine hydrolase family protein
Exons: 5
Coding region: 1-522 (173 amino acids)
Source: RefSeq, a predicted model, not a curated record